Molecule: messenger RNA, 869 nt
Organism: Cajanus cajan (pigeon pea)
Lineage: Eukaryota; Viridiplantae; Streptophyta; Magnoliopsida; Fabales; Fabaceae
Product: cysteine proteinase inhibitor 5
Molecular function (GO): cysteine-type endopeptidase inhibitor activity
Source: RefSeq, a predicted model, not a curated record
CCUCCCUUAUUCUCUCUCUCGCUCUCUCCUAUAAAUACCAUCAACCCCACCCAAGACCCUAGCAUCCACACAAAUCAACCGUUAACGUCACCGAGGGUUUACGAAUGGGAUAUCAUCACAGCCUUCUUUUCCUGUCCCUUCUGUUGGUGGUCGCCGCCGCCCGCCGCCCGGAAGCUGUUGUCGGCGGCUGGAGUCCGAUCAAGGACUUGAAAGAGCCGCACGUGGCGGAGAUCGCCAAUUACGCGGUGGGAGAGUACGACAAGCGCUCUGGGGCCAAACUGAAGCUCGUGAAGGUGGUCAAGGGCGAGACUCAGGUCGUCGCCGGCACCAACUACCGGCUGGUGCUCGCCGCCAAGGACGGAUCCGCCACCGCCAAUUACGAGGCCGUCGUGUACGAGAAGCCCUGGCUCCGUUUCAGGAACCUCACUUCCUUCGUACCCCUUCAUUCAUAAUUAUAUGUUAUCUUCUCUUGUGCUGUGACCUUUUCUCUCGUCAACUGCAUUAUUAGUUUCUAAUGUCUUCUUUCGCUUUUCCAUAUAAAGCUGGGAUUGUCUCGUGAAGUUAUCUAUUCUAUCAUGGAUUCUUCUAUAAUGGAUAUUUUGUUUUAAUUUAUGCUUUCCAGGUUUUCAUCAAUAUCCAUUUCUGUGGGAUAUUCGAAUAAAUAUAUUAAUUUCUCUUUUCUUCUAUAGGUUGUUGUAGGGCCUUUGUCAUAAUUGAACGACUUAUACGUAUAAGUUAUGAAUAUAUGGUUUAUGUGACUGUGAGAAUUUUCUAAAUCGUGAUUCUACAGUCACAACAGUAGUUGAGGGAUAUAAUUUAAAAAUCUUGGUGAUGCUAGUUCUUUGAGAAAUGAAUUAAUUAUUAGAGUA